UCUAGUCCCAUAUAUCUUGUACUUGAACAGUUAAACUAUACGUUUUUAUAAAAUUUAAUAUAUCGAUCAAAAUCCCGUAGAUAUCACUAAGCUUAAGAGCUGUAUAUAGACUACCAUGAUUACGGUUCCCGCACAUAUCUUACAUAUUCCACUUUUUCUUUUUUUUUGUUUCCCGCGAGAGAAGAGACUUGGUUUCUUAUACCGUCUCGCACUCGCUCUCUCUAGCUCUCAAUGGAGUUUAAUUCGGUUGUUGAAUCUCUGGAGAACCAAAGCAUUCUAGUUACUGGUGCAACUGGUUUUCUUGCUAAGCUUUUUGUGGAGAAAUUGCUCAGGGUACAACCUAACGUGAAGCAACUUUUUCUUCUUGUAAGAGCUCCCAACUCUGCAUCUGCUGCUCGGCGUUUCAAUAACGAGGCGUCAGGAGAGGUGUUCAAGGUUUUGAGAGCUAAACACGGUGUAAGAUACACCACUUUUAUCUCUGAGAAGGUGACACCAAUCCCCGGCGAUAUAUCUCUUGAAAACUUGGGGAUCACUGGAUCUAAUUUGAUUAAUAAAAUAUGGAAAGAAGUUGAUGUUGUUGCUAAUUUUGCCGCAACUACAAAAUUUGAUGGAAGAUAUGAUGAUGCAAUUCUUACUAAUACUAUGGGAGCUAAGCAUGUUGUGGAGUUUUCCAAGAAGUGUGAAAAGCUGAAGUUGCUGCUCCACGUAUCAACAGCAUACGUGUCACGUGAGACGUCAGGAUUGAUAUUAGAGAAUCCUCUAAGAAUGGGUGAAACACCGGACUUGGACAUUGAAUUAGAGAUGAAGCUUGUUUCAGAAAGGCUGAAUGAACUUAAAGCAAAUCAAGUUUCCCAAGAAGAAGAAAUGAUCGCCAUGAAGGAGUUUGGCCUUGAAAGGGCAAGGUUAUUUGGAUGGCCAAAUACAUAUGUGUUUACAAAAGCAAUGGGAGAGAUGAUUAUUGGUGAAUCAAAAGGACAUGAUCAUAAAGUUGUUGUACUAAGACCUGCCAUGGUUACUAGUACUCUCAAAGAGCCGUUCCCUGGUUGGAUCGAAGGCGUUAGGACCAUUGACAGUAUCUUCCUUACUUUUGCUAAAGGGAAAUGUAAAUGCGUUCCAGCGGAUCCUCAGACCGUCAUGGAUGUGAUCCCUGGAGAUUUGGUGGUGAAUGCGGCAAUAGUUGCAAUGGUUGGUCAUGCAAACAAGCCAUCUGAUGGUGAUGAUAGGCAGUUCAUAUACCAUACUGGUUCGUCUGCAAAAGCACCAUUGCAUAGCACUAAGUUGAUACAUUAUGCUUACCAAUAUUUCUCUAAGAAUCCAAUGAUAUCAGCACCUUCGAAGGGGGAAAGUUUUGGGAAACCUAUCAAGAUUGCUUACCCUAUCAUUUUCCCCACCAUGGCGAGUUUCUUAUUCUUCUUCUAUGUCACUUGCGUAUUUCCGGUCAAGGUCAUGUUGCUGCUGAAUACAUUAUUUGGCGAUCAUUUUCAUGAUAUAUGUAGCACUGCGGAACGGAAGAUUAAACUCCUUUUACGAAUGAUUGAGCUUUAUAAACCAUACGCAUUGUUUAAAGGAAUCUUUGAUGACUCGAAUACGGAUAAGCUAGGAAUGGAGGUUAGACUGAAUGAAGCUGAGGCAAAUACAUUUUACUUUGAUCCCAAAUGCAUCAACUGGGACGAUUACUUCAUGAACAUUCAUAUCCCAGGUCUUGUCAAUUACGCAUUUAAGUGAUAAUACGCGCGUUGGACAAAAAUAAAAAAAAAGAUAAUGAUCCGAGAUAAUAAAAAGGAGCCCCGUACAUAUGUACUUGCAAUAAACUCCAUCUGCCUGUCCAGGAUGAUUCAUGAUGUAUUUGUUAAACGAGUUUUCAUAUUAUUUUGUUA
This is a messenger RNA of Papaver somniferum (opium poppy), 1877 nucleotides long. Its product is annotated as alcohol-forming fatty acyl-CoA reductase-like. The coding region runs from base 232 to 1725 and encodes 497 amino acids. The transcript has 10 exons. Gene Ontology annotation, biological process: suberin biosynthetic process; long-chain fatty-acyl-CoA metabolic process. Gene Ontology annotation, cellular component: intracellular membrane-bounded organelle. Lineage: Eukaryota; Viridiplantae; Streptophyta; Magnoliopsida; Ranunculales; Papaveraceae. The record is from RefSeq and is a predicted model, not a curated record. Gene Ontology annotation, molecular function: alcohol-forming very long-chain fatty acyl-CoA reductase (NADP+) activity.